Puntigrus tetrazona (Sumatra barb) is the source of this 2326-nucleotide messenger RNA. It is a transcript of the gene ppp3r1a, whose product is annotated as protein phosphatase 3, regulatory subunit B, alpha a. The coding region runs from base 216 to 728 and encodes 170 amino acids. The record is from RefSeq and is a predicted model, not a curated record. The transcript has 6 exons. Lineage: Eukaryota; Metazoa; Chordata; Actinopteri; Cypriniformes; Cyprinidae. Gene Ontology annotation, molecular function: calcium ion binding; calcium-dependent protein serine/threonine phosphatase regulator activity.
GCUCCUCCCACUCCCCGCCCUGCGGCUCUUCCUCACGUCGCUGCUGCAGUGCAACCCACGGAAACGGACGGAAAAUAGGUUACGCUUCUUCCCUGUCCAAACCAGCCUUUUCUUUACCGAACAACAAGACCAGGAGCAGAAUUUCCCUCUUAUUUUUGUGCUCUCAUUUACUGCUGUUCAUUUCCGAGGGGGAAUUCCGUCGCGCAGGCAGCAAAAUGGGAAAUGAAGCAAGUUAUCCCCUGGAAAUGUGCUCGCAUUUCGAUGCUGAUGAGAUUAAAAGGCUGGGAAAGAGGUUUAAGAAACUCGACCUAGAUAACUCGGGAUCCCUCAGCGUGGAGGAGUUCAUGUCCUUGCCCGAGUUACAGCAGAACCCGCUGGUGCAGAGAGUCAUCGAUAUAUUCGACACGGACGGGAACGGAGAGGUGGAUUUCAAAGAGUUUAUAGAAGGCGUCUCUCAGUUCAGCGUGAAGGGUGAUAAGGAGCAGAAGCUGCGCUUCGCUUUCAGGAUCUACGACAUGGACAAGGACGGCUACAUUUCCAACGGAGAGCUGUUCCAGGUGUUGAAGAUGAUGGUGGGCAACAACCUGAAGGACACUCAGCUGCAGCAGAUAGUGGACAAGACCAUCAUCAACGCAGACAAGGACGGCGACGGGAGGAUAUCCUUCGAGGAGUUCUGUGCCGUCGUCGGAGGUCUUGAUAUACACAAGAAGAUGGUGGUGGACGUGUGAGCCUCCGGCAGAUCCGCUUUCCUCUCCAUCUCUGACGACCUGCUCAAGAUAUCCAGCAAAUGCUCUCUGUGUGUUUCAAUGGAAGUAUUUAAGCCACUUUUGUCAAAUAGAAGCCUUGUCAAGCCGGCGUGUAAGUGUUACCGAACUCCAGUCCGCUCGAUAACCUGGUGUAGCACUUUAUGGGCUCAUGGACAAUGAAAGAGCAUCUCCGUUCAAGAGGAAAGAGCAUCGGCUUGUCCAUAUUUAUUUAGGGUUAGGGUUUUUAAAAUGCUUCUUUUUUUUUUUAUAUUUAUUUGGUUUCGUCUUUUUUAAGAUAUCGAGUAUGAUCUAAUAAGUAUACGUAGGUAUGACGUGCCAAGCAGAACAUACAGAAGCGAGCGCUCGCCACCAUCCUGUGCAGAAGCUUGUUCGACCGCAUGACAUAAAGACGCUUCCUUCUCUUACACUUUGUGAUAAUAUUACACUAUUUAUAUCAUUCUAGCAUUUAACCAUGUUUAAUAACUGUUUUUGUAUCGCUCGUGUUAGAACCUUUGUAUUGUUAGGUCUGAAGUCCGGUAGAGAGUUACCGAGGCUAAAGCGCUUGGGUCUACUUCACUGACACCAGUACUGAGACGCUCACACUACUACACGCCGAUGGAUCUCAGAGCGCCACGCUUGUGACACUAGCGCACGAAACCAGUCGUACGGGUCGAAAAUCGAUAUUUACGCAACAUCUGGAAGCUAAAUGAGCUUUCCUUUGACAUUUGAUUGGAUAGGACACGACGAUAUUUACGAUUUUAACCAAAAGUGGACAUUUAUAACACAUUUACGGCUAUAUUAAUGUGUUAGAUCGAAAUCGAAAUAUUGAGUAAAUUGCCUUUAAAGUUGCCCAAAUGAAGUUCUUAGCCAUGCAUAUUACUAAACCAAAGUUUAAGUCGAUAUAUUUACAGUUGGAGUAUUUUCACGGAACAUGAUCUUUAAUGGUUUUUAGAUAAAUACUGAGCUCCACUAAUAUACCCGUGCUACUUAAGACUGCUUCUGCGCUCCAGUCUCACAUUUAAGAACCGAAGCGUUCCUCUUUGAAGCGCCGCGCGUCAGUCGUCUCUUAAUACAUGGGUUAUAUUCACCGAGUGCUCAAACAUCAGCACAGCCAAUCAUUUCAAGAUCAGAACUUCAAACGUAAGACUCUGAAUGUUUACAUGCAUGACGGGAGCAGCGUAACCAAACUCAUCACCGAACGAGGCUUCUGCCCUGCUUGCUCGGACUAGUUCCUUUCUGCAUGCUUACUUUCAAUGGUUUACACUUAAGCUGUGAAAUCUAUAUCCGAUAUCAAAAGAACCAUGAAAUGCAUUACAUAAGUUGCCAAAUCAGCUUCGAACAGACGCGCGUUCUUUUCAGACUCGGCUUGCGUCAUUUGCCCGUUCGUUUUGUAAAUACAGACUUAACCAGUUACUCGCGCCUCGACAAAAUGGGUCUGUCUGCAGCUUUUGGUGAAUGAAAGCGUGUCUCGAGACGCGCCGAGCUCGUCAGUUAUGGGAUGUCUAUUCUGCAUGCUGCAUCAAAUCAACUAUUAUGGGACUACUUGAUACCGUAUGAAACAAUAAACACGUACAACUUUA